Molecule: messenger RNA, 2190 nt
Organism: Naegleria lovaniensis
Lineage: Eukaryota; Heterolobosea; Eutetramitea; Acrasida; Naegleriidae
Exons: 3
Coding region: 1-2190 (729 amino acids)
Biological process (GO): lipid metabolic process; intracellular signal transduction
Molecular function (GO): phosphatidylinositol-4,5-bisphosphate phospholipase C activity
Source: RefSeq, a predicted model, not a curated record
AUGAGAAGACGGUUGCUGGCUGAAAACACCCUCUCGUCAACGUCGGCAGUAAUGGUACCAUGUCGGACGCAAAUGAAGCCAUUAUUACGAAUUAUGAACAACAAGACAUCCAUCAUGAUACAUUCUCAUGGCUUAUUGGUUCAGGAUAAUUCCUCGGGUUUUACUACCCAUACACAAACAAAUAUCUUUUCAUUGGAUCGGAAUUGUAAACGAUUAUUUCAUCAUCAAAAUCGGAUAAAUAAUGGUGCUUCUUCCUCAAAAUUCGAUGAAAAACAAAAAUCACGAAUUUGGAGAAAAUACAGAUUAUUUCGAAUUACGGUCGGAAAUAUUGGACUAUGGGUUCUAUGGAUUGCGAUUGGAAGUGGAAUUUUUGUGAUAUUAGACUCGUUAUAUUAUGCACACAGAAAGGAAUUUGACAAUCUUAAACGACUCUACCACACAAAAUUUACACUCAAUCCCAACAAUGAAAAUUCUCCAAUUCUUUCGAUGGAAUCUAAUAUUGUGGAAAUGUUUAGAGAAAUAUUUAACAAGCACUCGAAUGGAAAAGAUUACAUGACCUUUGAUGAGUUGAAAGAAUUUUUUCAAAACGAACAAAAACAGUUUGAUGAUCGUAGCUUACUUGAAAUAAUUCACAAUUUGAAAGAAAAUGAGCAAGAACAACUCCAGUCACACAUUAACUUUGAUCAAUUUUUAAGAAUAAUUUUUUUAAGCGCGUUCAAAAGUAGUGAAACAUUUAGGGACGAUCUACCACUGUCUAACUAUUUUGUUUCUUCCUCUCAUAACACAUACUUGGUUGGAAAUCAGCUGACCAGUGAAAGUUCUGCCAAGGCAUACAUUGAUUGUUUGAAAGAUAACUGCAGAUGUAUUGAGAUUGACUGUUGGGACGGAAAGAACGGAGAACCAAUGGUACACCAUGGAUGGACAUUGACCUCAAAAAUUCCACUCACAGACGCCCUGAAAGCUAUCAAAAAUUAUGCAUUCCAUACUUCAGAAUAUCCACUAAUUCUGUCAUUAGAAAUCCAUUGCAAUCUCGAACAACAAAAGAAAAUUGCCAAAUAUUUAAAAGAUACUUUUGGAGAUGCAAUUAUUGCUCCCGGAUCUGUCUCGGUGGAUGACAUUCAGCUUCCAACGCUAUCAGAUUGUAAAGGCAAAGUUUUUCUUCAAGGAGAGUGGGCAAAUAUUGAAAAGAAGAUUAGACAAGUUGAAAUUGAUAUUGUUUCAGACAUUUUCUUUGAGAAGAACAUCUUUCAUAAUGAAUUUGAUCCACCGCCAGAAUUUACGCUCUCUAAAAAGAAACAUCAUGACAAUACAAAACUGGAAUCUAAAAGGAAAAUUGCAGAAACUUUGGACGAGUCCAUUAAAGUCCUCGAUGAAACAUUUCCACAACUACAUCCUGAGAAUGACACAAUUGGAAAAUGGACAAAAGAACUCUACGAUUUACUCUAUUUCAAGGCGGUGAGAGAUGUAGAUCACGAAUAUCCAGAGGAAGUAUCUCCCCUUCACAAAAUCAUUAACCUCAGUGAAGGUAUGGGAAUUACUCACAUCUUAAAAAAGGGAAAAGAAUUUGCUGCUCACAAUGAAACACUCAUGUCACGAAUUUAUCCAAAAGCCACUCGAUUUUUCUCCACAAACUUUAAUCCACGAAUUUAUUGGGAAGCUGGGUGUCAAAUAGUGGCACUGAACUAUCAAUUUUGUGAUCAAUUCUUGAGGAUGAAUAAUGGAUUUUUCUCUGCUUUUACAAGUGGUUAUGUACCCAAGAACUUUAUUUCAGAAACCAUUCCGCAAAAACUAUUUACCAUUGAGAUUUUAGAUUUUGUAUCUACUCAAGACUUUCAUACGAAACUCUCACAAAUGCCAAUGGCUGUCAUUGAGCACUGUUCACUUGUGGGUGAACGAAAAAUCAAAGCUCACAAAGUGGAUGUUUUCAAAAGUUCAGAACCAACCUCAAAGCACACACUCCACAUUUCCACACAGCAGAAAAAGGGAGAAAUUAUUUCAUUUGGAUUGUUUCAAAAGAAGAAUUCAAUUACCAGACCCAUUUCGAGACUUUUCAGACUUGGAAAUUAUGAAUGUCUCGCCUACACUUCAUUUCCAGUCCAUCAAUUGCAACACGGAUACAGAUUCAUUCCUGUGAGUGACGGAGAAGUAUAUUUUGGUGGAUUUUUGGUUCGUGUGACCUCUCACAAGUGA